CAGUCCGCCUGCUGCUGCUGUACCCGGGCAAAACACAGCCCCGUGCCUCUCCGAAGCCUCAUCGGACCACCAGGACUGCAGGCAGGGCGUUUGGCAAGGCAUUAGAUCAUUGUAGUGUUUUACAUUUGCUUUUUUCUAUCGAUAAUAACAGCUUUACGCACACACCCCUGACUUUAGCUUCUGCAGUCACGUUAGCAUAACCGCAAACUUUGAAAAGCUUCUUCUUUCAUAAUCGCCUUAAUUCUCAACAGCAUUGCCAAAACGUUGCCCUAUUCGAUCUUUUGCAAGACUUGAGAAAGCAUCUUCACAAGGAUCACAGAGCUGGAAUGACUUGGAUGGAGUGAGACACCGCUGUCAGGGAAGAUCUACGAGUUUGUUUUAAGACGCUGAACUUUGUGCUGCAUAAAUGGAUGGAAUAGACACCUUAUCGAGCUCUGCCCUGGAGACCAAGGCUGAACGAAUUGCCCGCUACAAGGAGGAGAGGAGGAGGGAACUGGCCAAACGCUAUGGCAACACAGAAGAGUUCACAUCUAAAUAUGUGCGGAGGGACAAGAAGAUAGGUGAUUCAACAGAAACAGCUAAAAAGGAAAGUCACAAUGAUGAUGUAACAGAGCAAACCUACAGCAGAAGAGCAAAUAGAGCUGCGGAGUCCAUGGCAAAAGAUGAUGAGGAGCCAACUGAUCAUGUGGACAAGAACACAGAAGUUGUAUGUUCCUCAUCUAUAAAGGUGUCUUCAAGGCUACGAGAAGAGGAGGACUCAGACGAACAGCCAAAGGAUGAGAUAGGAGCUGAUGUGGCCAAGAGGACUGUUAUAUCCAAGACUUCUCUUUUUAAGGACCAGGACAAGACUGAAGAUGUUACCAGCGACAAACUGAACCGCCACCGCAUCAGAGACAGCACAGAAGAGGACUCUACGAGGGACUUUGCGAUGGACUCAAGCAAAGCCAUGGAGGAAGAAAGUGAGACCAAAGAAGACCCCUCUGAGAACAGUCAGCAUGAGGAGGCCACAGCUGAGGAGGAAGAGCAUUCUUUAGAACCCACCGAAAGCCCACAAGCCAUCUCUCCCCCUGCCUCCCCGUCUCCGCCGCCUCAGCCCACCUCUCUGCAACGCCAGGACUCAGAGACGCGCAGCAUUAAGGGCAUCCUGAAGAAGAGCCGCUCCACCAGUGUCGAAUCAGAUCACAGCGAGUCCUCUGCCACAGACCCAGCCCUGGCCCGGCAAAGCAGCAUUGCCCUCAGCCAAACUGUAAGUGAGGAAGACGUGGAUGAAGAGGAGUUGGAAGAUGAAGAAGAGUAUGAGGAAGACGCAAACGAGGAAGAAGAGGACGGCGAAGAGGACGGCGAAGAGGACGGCGAAGAGGACGGCGAAGAGGACGGCGAAGAGGACAGCGAAGAGGACGGCGAAGAGGACGGCGAAGAGGAGUCGCUUAUUGAUGAUGCCACGGAUGGAGGAGGCAUGAGCAGACAGGAGCGAGGGAGCAGCAGUAGUGGCUGGAGUUUUGAGGAGAUGCGCAGCCCGUCCCCCGAGAGCCUGGAGAAGAGUUCGUCCAUCUCAGAGGACGUGGACGAACUGGAGAGCAGCAUGGACGGAAGCAUGGGAUCCACAAUCAAACAGAGGCUGUCAGACUUUAAGGGAGAGAACGAAACUAAGACCAGAAUUAGAAGGAAUAGACCAUCUGAGGUCAUCCAGACGUCACUGACUGAUCGCUUCAACCAACUUCAAGAUGCUGAAAAUGCCUGGAAGAAAAAGAAGUCAAACACAGAUAUGGAGCCAAAGAUGUCCCUGGCAGAAAGAAUGAAGAUCCUGAAAGAAAAAGAGGAGCAGUGGAAAAAUAAAGGGAAAGGAGCAGCCAAUGACUCUGUACAGUUCACUGUGGCGGGGCGCAUGGCCAAGAAAGGUUUGGUGACAGAUACAGGUAAAGAAGAAUCACCUCUAAUUUCUCUGAAAAAGUCCAAUGCCACACCUGUGAAACCACUUGAAGAAAUCUCAACCAGAAGUGACAUUAAGGUCGAAGGAGACAAGCGACUUGACAAACUAGAAUCCUUCCUUGAUAAACUCCAUAACAAAGGUGUGAGCAAAAGCAAGACCUCCACCAUUGAAGUUACAGCUGAGACCGAGAAAGAAAUUAUGACUCUGGAUGAUGACGAGACUUUUGGAAGCUUCUACAAACCCAUGUCUCCCACAUCUCUGCAAGAAUCCACAAUCACAGUGACAGAGGAGGCAUUCAGCGAGAUCACAGCCGACACACCCACGCUGACUUCAUCUGUGGCUGAACAUAAGCGCGCUGUAAGACCCAACAGAAGGAAAAAGGGCUCUAGGAACCCUCUGAAGACAUUGGCUGCUCGUAAUGACAUCCGACAGGGCUACACUGAGCAGAGGCUGAACGUGGCAUCAGUGGAGACUAAAAGGAUUCAAGUUGAGAGGAUGGCAAAACACUCCAAACUGUCCGAUGUUGCCUUGGCCGGUCUUGCCAGUAAAGAGAACUUCCGUAAAGUGAGCCUGCGCAGUGUGAAAUCUACAGAAGUGGUGACUAACAACAGUGCAUUGCCUUUUAACAAACUCAUGCUCAUUCGGAUCAAAGGUCGGAGACAUGUCCAGGUGCGCUUGGUGGAGCCUACUGCCCGCUCUCUAAACAGUGGAGACUGCUUCCUCCUGAUCACACCAAAACACUGCUUCAUGUGGAGCGGAGAAUUCGCAAAUGUCAUUGAAAAAGCAAAGGCCUCAGAGAUGGCGUCCUUCGUUCAGGCCAAAAGGGACCUAGGGUGUAAAGCCCCUCAGGUGACGCUGCUGGAGGAGGGCAUCAACACGGAGGGCAGGUCAGCCAAAGAGUUCUGGACUUUACUGGGAGGGAAAGAGCAAUACAGAGGAGCAGGAGAGCCAGAGGAAGACGAGCUGUAUGAGAGUGGAGUGGUGGACUCUAAUGGUGUGUACAGACUGCAGGGAGACAAACUGGUGCCACAUGAAGAUGCCUGGGCCUCCAUCCCAAGUGUCUCACUGCUCGACUCUAAAGAGGUUUUGGUGUUUGAUUUUGGGAGCGAAGUGUACAUCUGGCAUGGGAAAGACGUGUCCUUGGGAGACAGGAAAGUGGCCGUGAAGUUGGGUAAACAGCUUUACAGUGGCAGCUACGAUUACUCCAACUGCAGAGUAAACCCUCUGGACGCUUCAUGUACUAAUAAGGAUGUACCACAGAAAGGGGAUAGCCGUCCUAGCUGGGCGCUGUUUGGCCGCCUCUCGGAGCACAAUGAGACAGCCCUUUUUAGAGAGAAGUUCCUGGAUUGGGCAGAAAAGAAAAAGGAAGAGACUGCACCACCAGAGGAAAUCAAGAGCCCAGUCCACUCCGGCGCUCGUCCCACGUUUGACACUGAGCUGCAGCCGUGUGAUGCCAAAGCCCUACUGGACAACGAGCCCGACCCAGUGAAGACUGUCCUAGAGGCGGUGGACGUCCACAGGGGACAUGGCAUCGUGAGGACGGAGGACGGGAGACAGGCGGAGCUGGCCACUGUGGCUGUGGAGGCUUGGCACAUCAAAGAACACAGCGAGGAGGAGGUGCCUGAAAACAGUUUGGGACAGUUACAUGAAGAGGAUGCAUAUAUCAUCCGCUGGAAGUACUCAAUCACUACACUCGUGGGGAAGCGGCAGAAGCCUGGGGAGUUAAGCGCCGCUGGGAUGCCCGGCAGAGAGAGGACAGCCUGCUUCUUCUGGCAGGGACGACACUCAAGCGCAAACGAGAAAGGGACCUCAGCGCUAAUGACAGUGGAGCUCGGCAGCCACAGGGGGGCUCAAAUGCUGGUGAGUCAGGGGAAAGAGCCACCUUGCUUCCUUCAGCUGUUUCAGGGAGGCUUGAUCAUCCACAAAGGAAGCAGAGACACAGCAAGUACAGAGGGGUGGAAGUUAUUCUGUGUGCGCGGGGAGGCAGAGGCGGAGGCGUCUUUGCUGGAGGUCACCUGUCAUCCGUCCAGUCUGAGGUCCAGAGCCAGCCUGGUCCUGCUCAGUGGACAGAAGAAGCAGCUCUAUCUGUGGCAUGGCUGUAAGGCUCAUAGCUGUGCCCGACUCGUGGCCAAGAGAGCAGUAGACAAGCUGGUGCAGGGAAAACCAACAGAAUUAGGAGUGAGCAGUCUAAAUGUGGAAGAAGUGGAUGAAGGUAGUGAACCAGCAGAUUUUUGGAAAGCUCUUGGAUCACAAGACAAGAAGGCCUAUGACUGCAUGCUUCAAGACCCAGGGAAGUAUAACUACACCCCACGUCUGUUCCGGCUCAGUGCCAGCUCUGGGGCAUUCGAGGGCAAAGAGGUGCUGUACCCGGCCCGGGUGCCAGAAGGUGUCAUGGCCAUGCCUUUCCUCCAGGAGAACCUCUAUUCUGCACAACAGCCAGCCCUGUUCCUGCUGGACAAUCGUAUGGAGGUGUAUCUGUGGCAAGGCUGGAAGCCGGAGGACACCGAGAGCACAGGCUCUGCUAAAAUCCGUUGGGACCACGAGAGGAAGUGCGCUAUGGAGACAGUGCUGCAGUACUGCAAAGAAAAGAAUCCCCGGCGCCCCCCUCUGGCCUACCUAGUCCUUGCAGGAUGUGAGCCCCUUACAUUCACAAAUAUUUUCCCAUAUUGGGAGAAGGAUGAGAAAAUUGCCUCAAAGAAUCAGAGCCGUAAGAACAAAGUGAUCCUUGUGAAAGAGGCGCUGGCUAAGUUGAGUAAAGAGCAGUACUCCAUAGAGGAGCUGACCAAGAAGCCUUUACCCGAGGGAGUGGACCCAAUGCGCCUGGAGGACUACCUGUCUGAUGAGGACUUUAAGACGCUUUUGGGAAUGAGUCGAGUGGAGUUCAACGCCCUGCCCAACUGGAAACAAAAGAACUUAAAGAAAAGCAAGAACCUUUUUUAAGAUGUUUUGUACCCAUUUUAAUGUUUAUACUAUGGCCAUUUUAAAUGUAUUUCCUUAUUUUUUUAUUGUAUAUGUAUAUGUAUAAUUUUAUUGUUUUUAUUUUACUAAUGAAAGCCAUUUUAUUGUUUCUGUGCUCAAACCUUUACCAUUAAUUAUGUGCAAUUACAUCAUUUAUGACAUUUUGUUUUCUAACAAUUGUUAUAAAUAUAUAUAUAUAUAUAUAUGUACCAUACUUUGAAAGAAGGCUUUGUGUUUGUAUAGAAAAAGAAUCUUGUGUUUGGGAAUGCGUGUUGAUUUAAUAUUUUAUGAUGUAACAAAACUUUUGAGACUUGGACGUAAAGUUACAAUAGUCAUUAGUAAAAAUGUGUCUUCUACAUGUAUUACAGUUGGCCAAUAUUUCUAUUUUACUGCAGGAAAUGUUUUUAUAUCAUUAUUUUUGGUACUAAAUAGUGCCUGACCCUUUAUGAAUACCUGGUUGAAUGGGACCAAACCUAGCUGUAUUUUCUAUGUGAAUGUAAACACUUGUAUUAGCAUAUAUAAAGUAUUAUUGAACUGGAGGGACUUUGCAUGCCUCUAUGGCCUCACCUCACAACAACUGUCCUAACAGAACAGUCUGCUACUUUGUAAUCACAAACACAUUUUACAGUGUCUUUUUGUAACACAUGAACUGUGCAUGUGGAGUGGACUACCAGGUCAUCUUUUAUUCAACACAUAAUAGCGCACACUGGUGGUAGCAGGGAAUGUGCAAGGUAUUUGAAAAUAAAAAGAUUUGAAAAACAUCAA
This is a messenger RNA of Boleophthalmus pectinirostris (great blue-spotted mudskipper), 5653 nucleotides long. RefSeq names its product supervillin d (gene svild). The transcript has 29 exons. Gene Ontology annotation, biological process: actin filament severing; cytoskeleton organization; barbed-end actin filament capping. NCBI's taxonomy places the organism in Eukaryota, Metazoa, Chordata, Actinopteri, Gobiiformes, Gobiidae. The record is from RefSeq and is a predicted model, not a curated record. Gene Ontology annotation, molecular function: phosphatidylinositol-4,5-bisphosphate binding; actin filament binding. Gene Ontology annotation, cellular component: actin cytoskeleton; cytoplasm. The coding region runs from base 407 to 4870 and encodes 1487 amino acids.